Molecule: messenger RNA, 2859 nt
Organism: Carassius auratus (goldfish)
Lineage: Eukaryota; Metazoa; Chordata; Actinopteri; Cypriniformes; Cyprinidae
Product: chemokine-like receptor 1
Exons: 2
Coding region: 787-1833 (348 amino acids)
Biological process (GO): positive regulation of cytosolic calcium ion concentration; phospholipase C-activating G protein-coupled receptor signaling pathway; inflammatory response
Cellular component (GO): plasma membrane
Molecular function (GO): complement receptor activity; G protein-coupled receptor activity
Source: RefSeq, a predicted model, not a curated record
GCAGAGCACGAAUUCUGAGUAUUGCGCACCAUACUUGGCUGAAUGUCACGUCACUCACUCAUGUAAAUGGGGAACCUGUCUUGUGUAAAGUCAUGUUUGUUCAAUGAUAUAAAAAGAAAACUUAUUUUGACUUCUAAAGCCAUUUUUUGUAAAUAUAAAUUGUAUUUUUCUUUUUUUUUUUGCUUUUCAAAACCUUCAUUUUAGGCUUAGUAUAUGCAAUUAAUUUGAAUACAUUUUUAAAUGAUUUACAAUCUUAAUUUUUUUGUUAUUUAUAGUAAUAUAUAAAUUAAUGAUGCAUAUUGCAUAUAGCAUCUUUAUGUAAGAUAGCAUACUUUAAUAUUCAUAAAUCAAAAUACACUGAUCUUCUAUAGAUCUGAACAUUAUUGACCUUCCCUGUAACUAAUACAUAUUUUUGUUCUGACUAUUGUGCCACAAGCUUCACAGAAUAACCCCCUCAUCCUUCCACAAUGCAGUAGAGUUUGGUGUUUGUUGGCCUGCUCACUGCAUGGCGCUAUAUUCUCGGUUUAUAACCUCAAACCAACACAUCGCUAGCUAUCAGAUAAACAAUGCAACUUGAAUAGGGUUGUGUAGUGUGGCCGUCGAAAGUCUCAGUUCUCAGAAAUGAUGCUUGCAUCUUUACAGAGGAACUAGGUGUUAAAGUGUUUGGCUAAUAGCUCAGUCUGCACUAAUCGGCAAACAACCCAGCAGCAGAAGUUAAGUUCUGAAGCGCAGCAAACGGCAUUGUGAAGCUUACUUUAUGAGAACUCUGCUUCCAAUACAGUUCUAAUGGAAAACACAAUGAAUUCAACUUCAGAUAAUGAUUAUAAUUAUGACAAUUAUGAUCAAGAAAAUGAAAAUAAAUCUGAAAUCGGCCCUGGUGAGAAUGGAACUGUACAUCUUGAAUACUGCAGGGAAGCAGCAUGUAUAAUUAUGGUGAUCUUUAAUGUGAUCAUAUUCCUUCUUGGCAUCAUUGGAAAUGGCGCGGUGAUCUGGAUUACUGGUUUUAAGAUGAAGAAGUCAGUGAACACCACCUGGUACCUGAGUCUGGCUCUGUCUGACUUCAUUUUCUGCGCUACUCUCCCUCUCACCAUUGACUACACGUUGAAGGGGAGCUGGAUCUUUGGGCUCUUCAUGUGCAAGUUCAACUCUUUUGUUAUGACCCUCAAUAUGUACAGCAGCAUUUUCAUCCUGGUCAUCAUUAGUGUGGAUCGCUGCAUCACCGUCAAGUUUCCCGUCUGGGCCCAGAAUCAGCGCACUGUACAGAAAGCUUCUGUAGUUGUUUUGUUACUUUGGUUCGUGUCUUCUUUGCUUAGCAUUCCACCUGCCAAAUUCAGAGAGACUACGAAUCAUGGAUCAAAAGACAUAUGCUAUAACAACUAUGAGAAGAAUCAACACAAAACUGUUGUGUUCAUGCGCUUUACUUUUGGGUUUUUGAUUCCAUUCCUGACCAUCUUCACCUGUUACUCCAUCCUGAUCCGUAAACUUAGAGCAAACCAAAUGUCCAAAUCCACUAAGCCCUACAAGAUCAUGACGUUACUGAUCACAACUUUUUUCAUCUGUUGGUUGCCAUUUCAAGUAGUUUCCAUUUUAGAGUUGAACCGAACCAAGCACAGCACUGCCUAUAACACAGCCCAACUAGUAACCGCCAGUCUCGCCUGUGCAAACAGCUUUCUAAACCCGUUCCUCUAUGCAUUCAUGGCCAAGGACUUUAAGAAGAAAUGUUAUUCCUUUCUUUCCAAGAUUGAGAGCGCCAUUGAUGAGGAGACCCGAAGUGCUUUCAGAGCAACUUCAAUCACCAAUUCUGUGGAUAACAGACAUUCCACUGCUGUAUGAAAUUUUAACACGAGUCAUGGACUAAAGAGGAUUCUGGCUCAUAGAAAUGACUUUGCAUUAACAAGAAGUGCAGUUAUUUUGUUUGUAGCAUGCUUGAGCUUGGAAAAUUAAAAGUAGAAGUUAAGAAAAUUUAAAUAGAGGUUCAAUAUAAGCUACUUUACAAGUCGUUCUAUUUUGUCUAUGAUAGCUAUUAAAUAUUUACAGUUUUUAUCUUACCAUGUUACUGAUUAACACAAGGGGUCUGGUGGAUGGGGAAUUUAGGUUUUAAAUUAAAUGUUUUUUGAAUGUAUGUAUUUAACAUCAUUUGGGCAAGAUCAACAAAUGUUGUCAUGCUCCACAUCUCUCUCUUUGUUUUCUAACAAAUACAUCAAAAAUAUAUAAUAAAAAUAUUGUCUAACCAUUCUGUUUCCUUAAGUGCUGGGAAUUCUCUUAUUUAAUAUGCCUAUAAAUUAAAUCUAUUCACAAUACAUUCAGAAAGACACAGCAUUGUUUAUUUUUGAUAUGAUAAACAUUGUGAUACUUCCUAUCUUUCAAUACUUCCUGUUUCAAGCAUUGCAGAAAUAUAAUUGCAUGUAUUUGGUAGUUUCUGCUUUAUUUUCUAAGAUUUAUAGACCUGAUUUGCAGUUUUCAUAAAAAAAGAUACAGGGCUGAAGACUGUAGCUCAACUGGUUGCAAUGUAACAAAAUGUAAAAAUUUAAGACAAUAGUUUAAAACCAAGUCGCCUUGGCAUCCCUAUGUGGUUCCUGUAUCAUUUUGACAAAUGACCAGACAAAAAGGUGGCUUAGAUUCAAUUCAUUUAGUUGCAGUCUGCAGCUCUUCACCUCUGACCAUUUAGUAUACAGCGGCAGUGAGUCAUUUUCUAACCAGACUGACUAGUGUUUGGAAAUAAACCCUCCCACAUAUUAAAUGUAUGGCGAGGAGCCUCAGUCUCAGCCGUUAUGACCGCAGCAUCCUUAUUACCAAAGAUGCUUAAUUUAGCUCUGAGCACUGGCUGCUCAAGUGCUGCUCCUAUCACACCUUCUCUGU